This is a messenger RNA of Thermothelomyces thermophilus ATCC 42464, 5225 nucleotides long. RefSeq names its product glycosyltransferase family 41 protein. Gene Ontology annotation, biological process: protein O-linked glycosylation. Lineage: Eukaryota; Fungi; Ascomycota; Sordariomycetes; Sordariales; Chaetomiaceae. The transcript is spliced from 4 exons. The record is from RefSeq and is a predicted model, not a curated record. The coding region runs from base 177 to 4901 and encodes 1574 amino acids. Gene Ontology annotation, molecular function: protein binding; glycosyltransferase activity.
AAGAAACCGGCCUGAUUUUGCACCGGGGCGCUAUUGAUUUUUCCAGUCGCUCAUUAAUCUGAUUUUCGAUUCGCCAUUUCGUCGCACGACGAGCCUCUUCUUUCCCAUUCGGCAGCCCCGUUCGCCGGCUUGAUGACCGUCUUACGAUGUUGCCCCUCCUCGUACAGAUGCACCCAAUGGUGCAGCCGCCGCUCGAUUUCCUUGGGUCUCACCAGGGCCACCUGAAGCCGGGUUAUCCACCACAUCACCAUCAUGGGUCCCAUCAUCUUUCACGACAGCCACCUUCUCCGUACAGCUCGGACUCGACACCGCGUGCUGUGGCCAUCCGCAAUGCCCAACAUGCACCAGAGCUGCACCGCAUCACAACGUCUUUUACGCGGUUGCACGCCCAUGACCAAGCCGAACACUCCCUUCGGCGGAAAACCCCUAGCGGGACCAUCGACAAUGGGUACGACGGCUCGUUAACUCACCUGGCCUCAGGUCCCCCGCCACCAAAGCACAUGAUUGUGCCUGGUUCAUCCGAGACGUAUCCAGCCUCCGUUCUUCAUGAAGCACCUAACAACCAGGCUGCGGGCGGUAUGCUUCAACAACCCUUAGCAGGUCCCUGGGCGUACUCGGCACCCGUACCCACAGCCAAGUUCAACCACGGUGUGGACGCUAUGAACGGCCGCGCCGGGCCGCCGAGAGGAUGGGGGAUGCCCACGCCGAACUCAUCGCUGGAUCCCAGUAUAGGAGACCGCGUCAACUCUCUGCAGCCUGCGGCCCAGCACACCUACCAUGCCGUUCCCGGAAUGCAGCCAGUACUCGGGCAGGGGUAUCAGCAGUCACUUUCGCAAACAGUGUACAGCCCCGGCGGCUAUCAACAGCCUGCCGUCUGGAGGGAUGGCAGUUUCGGCUACCAAACAAUGAUACCGCUUGCGAAUAAUUACCCCAUGCAGAACUCCGUCGACGGCGCGUUCAUGGCAGCUCAGGCCCCUAUCCCCCACGGAUUGCCCAAUGCCCCCGGAUCGGGACAGGCACGGUAUUUUGGCCCGUCCAUGCGGGGUCACCCUCUCGACGAUGGCUUCGCUCGUUAUGGACCCGGCCACAUGGCGCAGCAUGUUGCACAUGCUGGGCGUAACCUCAUGCCGAUGAUGCCUGGCACGGCACAUCUCGCCAAGGGCGCCACCCUCGACGAGGUAGGCUCGCCGACUCGGUUCAAGGAGCGGGCGCUGCAGAGCGCCCACAAGGCAUACAACGAUCUCCUGAUCCACCUCACACACACAAGAGGGGUACAAGAUGGACGUUUCGUCUCAAUGUCAAGACCAACCUCCAAGAUCAUGGUAUAUCCGAAACCCUCGACCGCCCCCGCCGGCAGUGGAGGCCAGGCCCAGUCAUUAUCUGCCUUCUCGGACCCAGCAGCAAGUUACAUGCAACGGAUGGCCCAAAAUGAGGCAGCGGCGCGCAUGUUUGCCCACGGCCACAAUCCCCAGCGAGCAUACGAGCUGAGCUCGCCUGUUCACAACGCCAAGGCUUCACUUGACAUGUUAUCUAAUCUCUGCGAGCAAAGCGGCUGGAAGUGGAUUGAUGGAAUGUUAUUGGGAGGGUGCCUUCACUACGGCUUGGAGCGCUACGAAGAGGCGAUGGAGUGGUUCAGACGGAUUGUCAGCCUUGAACCCAGCCAUGUUGAAGCCAUCUCCAACAUGGCCGCGACCCUAUACUGCCUGAACAGGCUUGAGGAAGCGGAGCAGCACUGGUGGAAGGCAGUCAAGUUACGCCCGAGCUACCUGGAAGCGGUGGAGCAUCUCGUCAGUCUCCUAUGCUCUCUUCAGAGGAAUGCGGCAGCAGUGAAGGCGAUCGAGUUCGUCCAGCGGUCUUUGAGAAUAUCGGAAUCAGACGUCUCCCGGGACCAGGCCAGCGAGACUGCCAGCGAGGCGGAGAUCGCUUCCCCGGUGACACUGGCCGAGUCAGAUCCGGACUCUUACGUCUUGGAUGCCGAUAGCAUCGACAGCCCAGAACAGCGAUUUGUCGCCAUGACCGAGGACCGGAAGUUGCCCGGGUUCGGCUCCAGUGGCUACCGCAUCCCGGGAAGCGAGAACGGCCGCAUGGUCUUGCUUAUUCACGCCAAGGGGAACAUGUUGUACUCCCUGAAGGACGUCGACCGCGCGUCCGACGCGUUCGAGGAGGUUGUGAUGAUCAGUGCCGGGAAACAUAAGCAGGGCAUCAAAGGCCUCAUCAAGAGGAUACAAGCCGUCUUGGCGCCCGUGGAUCCCCGAUCGGGACAACGCCUAACCUCUACCCAGGAGGACCUAUCCGCCCCGCUGCUACUUCCCCCGGACAAAGCAAAGCUUACGGCACAGGUCGUCUUCGCCUCCACUCGCGGCCAGUUGCCUGGGCUUCAGUACGUGCCCGAGGGAGCUCACAAGAGAUCCGUAGUGGCAACGACGAGCAACUCCCUGCUGUCUCUGGCGAAGAUCUAUCAAGACGCCAUGUCGAACAGCGGGCCGUCCUCUGGAAUCAUCCGCCAUCCCGCCGGCGUCGGGGACAUCCUGUCCCUGUACUACCUAUCCCUGUCACUGCAGGAGAGCCCGUCAACUGCCAACAAUGUAGGAAUCCUCCUCGCUGGUGUUCAACAGACCGCACCGGCGCAGUAUCUUUCUCCCUCCGAUAUGAGCCUUGCCGCGAGCGUUCCUGGAAUCGUCCCCGGUAGUGGGCUAGCGCUUGCACUUGCCUAUUACCAGUACGGCCUCACACUGGACCCGAACCAUGUCCACCUCCACACCAACUUGGGCAGCCUCUUGAAGGACAUUGGCCAACUGGAUAUGGCCAUCUCAAUGUACGAGCAGGCCGUCGCCUGCGACGGGACCUUCGACAUCGCCCUGACGAAUCUCGCCAACGCAGUCAAGGACAGGGGACGGGUUAGCGACGCCAUCAAAUACUACCAGCGCGCCGUUGCCGCAAAUCCGGAUUUCGCGGAGGCCGUUUGCGGUUUAUCGACCGCACUCAACUCGGUUUGUGAUUGGAGGGGUCGCGGUGGCGUCCUGCUUGCGGGCGGUAAAUACGACCGGUGGCAUGUGGACGAGAAAGGCAUGCUCCUCGACGGGAAAACUCAGGGUCAGGGCAGCGGAUUGAUGAAGCGCGUGGUGGACAUUGUGCGACGCCAGCUGAAGGAAUCCUCGACAUGGGGCUGUGGAGUUCUGCAGGAGCAGUCGAUACGUCAGCUGGCCGCCGAACUGAGAGAUGCAGGGGCCAGUGUCACGGAUGCGUCCCUCGACCUGGAGGCCGAGCUCCGAAAAUGGGCUGGUUUGCCAGGUGAGGGAUAUCGGGUUCUCCGCCUCAUCGAACGCUCCACGGUCGCCGCCAUGCGCUGUUGGUAUCAGGAUAAACACAUCAAGGGCACCCCGUCACCUACGGGGUAUCGCCGGCCGAAGCCCCCGGCCAGCCUUUCAGUCCCAUCAGCACCGACGGUUUUGCCCUUCCAUACCUUCACUUGCCCCUUGCCUGCGAAAGAUGUCCGAAAGAUUUCUCAGCGAAAUGCGUUGAGGAUAUCGUUCUCGACGCUCCGGUCACCGUGGAUUCCAGCUGUCGUUUACGAACCUCCGGAUCCGCCGAACCCGCAUUUGAAUGUCGGAUAUGUCUCCUCCGACUUCAAUAACCACCCCCUGGCACAUCUGAUGCAAUCCGUAUUUGGCAUGCACAAUCCGAAACGUGUCAAGGCCUUUUGUUACGCCACGACGGCGAGCGAUGGGUCUAUUCAUCGCCAGCAAAUUGAGCGCGAGGCGCCGGUUUUCCGGGAUGUGAGCACCUAUUCCCCGGACAGGCUGGUUCAGCAGAUUGUCCAAGACAAGAUUCACAUUCUGGUCAAUCUCAAUGGCUACACUCGCGGAGCGCGUAACGAGAUCUUCGCCGCCCGCCCGGCUCCGAUUCAAAUGUCGUUUAUGGGUUUCGCCGGUACGUUGGGUGCCGAGUGGUGUGACUACCUCUUGGCUGAUACGACGGCUAUCCCGCCAUCGGCACUUCGUCCUCACCGGAGCAACCUGACGUUGGAGGAUGUCUUCCGCGACGAGGUUGACGCCGAGGCCGAGGAUUGGAUCUAUUCGGAAAACAUCAUCUUCUGCCGUGACACGUUCUUCUGCUGCGAUCAUGCGCAGUCGGCUGACGGCCACGACGAGCGGAAUUUGACGUGGGAUGAGGAGCAACGGAGACGGUGGAAGAUGCGGAAGGACUUGUUCCCCAACCUCCCAGACGACGCCAUUCUCCUAGGUAACUUCAACCAGCUCUACAAGAUUGACCCAACAACGUUCCGAUCCUGGUUGCGCAUCCUCGCGGCCGCGCCCAAGGCAUAUCUCUGGCUCCUCCGCUUCCCCGAGCUCGGUGAGACGCACCUCCGGCGCACCGCACGCGACUGGGGCGGCGAGGGCGUCGCCAGCCGCAUCAUCUUCACCGACGUGGCGCCCAAGCUGCAGCACAUCUCCCGGGCACGCGUCUGUGACCUGUUUCUCGACACGCCCGAGUGCAACGCGCACACGACGGCGGCCGACAUCCUGUGGUCCAACACGCCGCUGCUGACGCUGCCGCGCUACGAGUACAAGAUGUGCUCGCGCAUGGCGGCGUCGAUCCUCAAGGGCGCGCUGCCCAAGGGCGAGGCGGGCGAGCAGGCCGCGCGCGAACUCAUUGCGCGGGACGAGGCCGAAUACGAGGAGUUUGCGGUGAGGCUCGCCAAUGGCAUGACAUAUCGGCCGCGCGGCGGGGAGUAUAGAGAGGCGGUGGGGCGGCUAGCAGAGCUGAGGAAGCUGCUGUUUGACGCUAAGUGGACCUGUGCGCUUUUCGACACGCGGCGCUGGGUUCGGGAUCUGGAGGAGGCCUAUGAGAUCGCCUGGGGCCGGUGGGAGAGAGGCGAGGGUGGUGAUAUAUAUCUCUGACGAGGGCUGGUCAAGGUGUAUGGUGCAUGCAAUCUGCUUUGGCUUCAUUGGCUUUAGCUUUCAGUGCCCAUUCAUGAGACCAGAGAGGAGGAGUGUGUGUGUGGAUGAGAAUGGUGUUCAUGUGUCAUGUUUUAUUAACUUUUCUUUUUCUCGGGUACUGUGUCUCAUGGGGAGAGGGCCGGCGUGUCCCCACGGCCGGACAAACUGGAGGCUACAUUUUUAGACCUUGGUUUGUUUGCUGGCUAUGGUAGCGUUGAUUUCGGUUGUUGUUUAUCUCUCCUCUUUGUCUUGGGGUUCCUUUUUUUUCACGAGGAAGAUCUGGUU